This is a messenger RNA of Lacerta agilis (Sand lizard), 3595 nucleotides long. It is a transcript of the gene CSPP1, whose product is annotated as centrosome and spindle pole associated protein 1. NCBI's taxonomy places the organism in Eukaryota, Metazoa, Chordata, Lepidosauria, Squamata, Lacertidae. Gene Ontology annotation, cellular component: microtubule; spindle pole; centrosome. Bases 41 to 3574 code for a protein of 1177 amino acids. The transcript is spliced from 33 exons. Gene Ontology annotation, biological process: positive regulation of cytokinesis. The record is from RefSeq and is a predicted model, not a curated record.
GGCUGGGCCUCUCCGGAGCGAGAGUUCCAGAAUUGAAAAAAUGAUGCCUGAGGACCUAGACCAAUUCCUUGAAGAACAAAAAGCAAAGUUGGCACAAGACAAAGCAAAGCUUGACAAUGAUCCACCUUACAUGGAAAUGCAGAACAAAAAUGCAGAGAAGCUUUCUGAGACCAGCAAAAUGUUAAUAGCCAUGGCUAAAGAAAACAUUCCACCAAAUAGUCAACAGACUAGUAUACAUGAUUAUGGCUUAAGCUUGCCUCUCGGGGAAGAAUAUGAAAAUAAAAAGCACAAAUUGAAGGAGGAGCUUCGACAAGACUACAGGCGUUACCUUUCUCAGGGUAUUUCACAGACAAAAAAGAAGAAAAAAUACCUUACAUCAGGUGAAGUUGACCCACAUACUCAGGGGCUAUCACUUCCUAUUGGUGACAGGAGGUCUGCUAAGGACAGGUUAAGACUUGAAAGAAACAAAGAAUACAAUCAGUAUCUCAGGGAAAGAGAAGACUGGAAUGAAAGGUUAAGAAGAGUAGGGAAGAAGCACCCAGAGCAUGACACAGACACACACAAAAGAGGCAUUGCUGUUACCAGAUCCCAGCCAGCAUUACACACCCCAGCAUUACAGCCACCAAUAAGAGAUGAAGAAUUCUUCAAGAAAGAUGCCUGCACAUCUACAGAUACCUUUGAAGAGCUGCCAGACAAGAGACAAUCAGUAGAUCAACACCACAAACCAAAUAAUGACGUUGGACAUGGGGACACCCUGUUGCACAAACAACUUGAUGAAGUAUUGAACAUUUCCAGCAGAAAGCACCAAAGGCUGGAUAGCAAACCUGAUACCUUUUCUAGAAGGCAUCACAGGUUUGAUGAAGGUCAUGAACCUGAAAUAGACGAUGAAAUGGACCCUAGAUUUCGAUAUGAAAGUGACUAUGACAAAAAGCCACUGCGGGUCUUUCAUGCUCAAAGAAGCCAAGGCACUAAUGAGCAAGCACAAGCUGCUGCUGGCAGUACCCCAUAUGCAACAGGACUAAUCAUUGGUGGUCAAGACAGAGAGCUUAUCCAGAGAAGAAAAGAGCAAUAUAGGCGAGAACUGAUGGAACAAAUUGCAGAGCAACAAAGAAAUAAGAGACGUGAAAAAGAGCUUGAGCUCCCAGUUGCUGCAUCUGGAGUUGUAGACCCUGAGAAGAAGCUAAGUGAAGAGAAGCCUAACCGACUGAAAGAACUGGGAUUAACACCACGAAUAUCCGAUGAGAGAAUACCACCAGAAAGACCAAGACCAGCAUUUCAAACUCCUACACCUGGACCCACCUCCAUAUCUGCACCUCCUAUCUCACCUGUGAAUGAAGAGUUCCACAGAGGGUUGUCCACUACUCUUGGAGAAAUGUUGGCUCCCAGAAUUGCACCGUUACCGCCUCCACCUCCACCACCAAUUCUGAUUGAUAACUACAGAACUCCAUAUGAUGAUGCAUACUACUACUAUGGUGCCAGGAACCCUUUGGACCCCAGCCUUGCAUAUUAUGGCCCAGGUAUAACAGGGAUGCAGCCUUCAUCUGCACCUCCCCCUGUAGAUGCUUUUCAAAGACCUCCUCCUAUGACUGCAAGUAAAAUCAGAGCAAUAAUUGCAGAUGACAGGCCCAAAGGUCUGGGUAUGUUUCCUGAAGAAAAACCAAAGACCUCAAAAGAGGCUACUUUAACUUAUCAGCAAGAACUACAACAACAGAUAAGGGAAAGAGAAGAACGUCGCAGGCAAGAGAAGGAAGAAAAGGAACGGUAUGAGGCCAAAUUAGAAGCUGAAAUGAGAACUUACAAUCCUUGGGGCAAAGGAGGUGGCGGUGCUCCUCUCAGAGAUAAAAAAGGAAACCUCAUAACUGACUUGAAUAUGAUGCACAAGCAAAAUGAAGAUGCAUAUCAUAAUCCAGAGGCACGAGUAUAUGAAGAUAAAAGGGCUAUAGUAUCUGUUGACCUAAGUUUGGCCUCCCCAAGACUUGAGAAUACAGAUGAAUCUUCAAAUAAAAUAGCAGGUUUCACAUAUACACAAACAUCCCCAUUUGCUCGUGGUAACAUUUUUGGUGAAACCCCAACACCGGAGCAGCUUAGGCGGCAAGAAUCGUACAAGAACUUUCUUCGUUUCCAGAUUGAGGAGAAAAGAAAACGAGAAGAGGAAGAGCGUGAAAAACGAAGACUUGAAGAAGAAAGGGAAGACAAAAGGCUAGCUGAGCAGAGGGCUAAAAUACAGAGAGAAUAUGACGAGGAAUUAGAGAGGAAACGAAGGCGAGAAGAAGAGCAAAGAUUAAAAAAUGAAGAACUGUAUCGAUUAGCUGAAGAAAGAAGAAAAGAGGGAGAGAGGAAAAGGGCGGAAGAGGAAGAAAGGCUGGAUAAACAGCUCCAGCAGAAUAGUGAAAAUGAAAGACAUGUAAUGGUUGGAGAAGAAAAGAAACCUAGUCUUCAUAUUUCUAGACAACCUUCUCCUCUGAUUCCAUCUCCUCAGAACAAAGCUGUCGUAAAAGAAGAAAGGGCUCUUUUAGUGGAGAGCCGUAUGUCUUACUAUACACAUGAUGUUCCCAGAAUCCCAUCUCCUCCAGUUCCAGCUAGAAGAAACCAGCUACGUGCCUAUGAAGAAAAGAAGAAUGUAAUAAGUGAGCUGUCAGAGAUGAGGAAGCAGCUUCGCAGUGAAGAGCGGCGACUCCAGGAAGAGUUGUUGAAAGUCCACAGUGAUGAUGAUGACAUGCCAGCGAAAGGCAGGAGGAAAGAUAAAUAUAACAUGGAUGUAUUUGAGAUGGCUAGGCUUCGUAUGCAAGCUCCAGUCAGACGACCGUCAUCAAAAGAUGUCGCUGAUCCUAUCAACGUGCAGAAUAUCCGGGAUUUUAAUGAACUUAAAUACAAAGAGUCAGACACACGGGUAGAAACACGAUAUAUGUAUCCUGAUCCUCCCACGACUAAUGAUGCCCUGGACAUUCAGCAGCAAGCAUUACUAAGAGAGCAGAACAAGAAACUUAAAAAACUGAGGAAAAAUGCAGAAGCCGCCCUAGAUUUUGAUGAGCCUGUGCCUGGCUUUAAAUCAAGAGACAGAGGAAUGGUCAGAGACGAUGUGUCAAACUCACUUUUAGAGUCUGAUAGUGCUUUUAUUGGUACUGAUGGUGAGACCUUUCCUAUUUUAGAUGACCAUGACUUCAAUGUAAAUUCACCUCCACCACCGCCUGUAUCUGCAAGGGAAAGGAGGCGAGAAAAGAAAAUGGAUGCUGAUGCCCUUAGGCCGACUCCACCACUGCAGACUGACGACGACUCUCUGCACUCAAACUCUAGUCUUAAUAUAGAUCAGCUGAAAGCCAGAAAUGAAGAGCGAUUGCGAAGGCUGAAUGAGCUGCAAAAGAAGGCCAUUCACAUAGCUGAUGAUGUUCCACUGGGAAAUGCUGAUGACAGAAGACCCAGCUCUGUGGACACAGUGGCAACCGAACCGUGGCUGAGACCUGGGACAUCAGAAAGCCUUAGAAGAUUCAUGGCUGAGCAGUCAAGUCAAGCUAAACUUUCUUCUGAGAUAAACUUACCGUUCAAUUGGCAGGGGCUGUCCACAGCCCAUGGCUGAAUAAAAUCUGUAGUGAAGCCA